Molecule: messenger RNA, 711 nt
Organism: Seminavis robusta
Lineage: Eukaryota; Bacillariophyta; Bacillariophyceae; Naviculales; Naviculaceae
Source: the annotation of a GenBank genome assembly
AUGGCACUCCCAGAAAUAAAGGACAUGAAACUGCGAGAAAUGAGGACCGAAUUGGAAGGCUACGGGAUAUCGACCAGAUCCUUUUUGGAGAAGCGAGAGUUCUUGGAUGCCCUGAAAAAGGCGCGAGACGAAGGCAUGACUCCCAUCAAUGGAAGAAGCAAUGACAAUCCACAGGCCCAACAAGAAAAAUCUGCCAAUGGAUACUACCAAGGCUCCGCUGGAUACGCACAAUCUGCCAAAUACAGCACUGAGUCUUCCAAUGGUCAAACCUACAAACGAGCAACAAGGAAUGGCGCCAGUGCUCAGCAGACAAAGACAACAACAACAAACAACAGCCACAGCAAUGGCGCUGAACAACAACAACAACGUAAUGGCAGCACGGACAAAACAUCAUCAUCAUCACGAAAACAACGUUUACAGCAAGAAUUAGAAAAGGCAAAGACAAUGCGAGUAGGAGAGCUGAGGCAACAACUCAAGGAAAUGGGAAUCAACACCAAGGCGUUCUUUGAAAAAUCAGAGUUUGUGCGAGCCUAUGCCGAAGCCAUUGUAGAUGGAAAAGGAGGUGCUAGUGGCUCCAGUCAACAACAGCAGCAACAACAAGAACCCUUUGAUCCAGAAUAUCGCGAUGUUGUCCUACAGAAAUUUGAUGCGGAAGCACAAAAAGGUUACCUCCUGGCUGGAACCAUUAUUGAUAUUGAUUUGAAGCAGUAA